AUGAGAAAUAUUUCUUGCUUACCUUUUUACUUUCUAAAGGGAACACAAGGACAAAUCCAUAUGGAGGAUGAAUCUCCUCCUUCUCAAGGAGUCAGUGUCAAGGUCUUGGAGGCAACAUUAUUGUCAGCCCUGAAGAUGCUGGAUGUUGGGAAAUGGCCAAUUUUUUCUCUCUGUUCCCAAGAGGAGCUCAAGUUAAUUCGUCAAGCCUGUGUAUUUGGCAGUGCUGGUAAUGAAGUUUUGUAUGCAACUGAAAAUGACGAGGUUUUUGUGCUUGGCAUGAACUGCAGUGGGUGUUUGGGAACGGGUGACAUGCAAAGCACUAUUGAACCAAGGAGGUUAGAUUCUCUAUGUGGCAAAAAGAUAGCCUGUCUGAGUUAUGGAAGUGGCCCUCAUGUUGUUCUUGCUACAGAAGAAGGAGAAGUGUAUACAUGGGGUCAUAAUGCUUAUAGUCAGUUGGGCAAUGGUACAACAAAUCAUGGUUUCGUUCCCUGUCAAGUCUCUACUAACUUGGUGAACAAGAAAGUCAUUGAAGUUGCCUGUGGCUCUCAUCAUUCUAUGGUGUUAACAUCUGACGGAGAGGUGUACACGUGGGGUUAUAAUAACUCAGGCCAAGUUGGAUCUGGUUCAACAGCUAAUCAACCGAUUCCUCGAAGAGUUACCAGCUGCCUACAAAAUAAAAUAGUAGUUAAUAUAGCUUGUGGACAGAUGUGCUCUAUGGCUGUGGUGGAAAAUGGAGAGGUCUAUGUCUGGGGUUACAAUGGUAAUGGCCAGCUUGGACUGGGCAGCAGCGGCAAUCAGCCAACACCGUGCCGAAUAGCAGCUUUGCAAGGCAUUCGUGUGCAGCGGGUUGCCUGUGGCUAUGCACAUACAUUAGUGCUAACAGAUGAAGGUCAGAUUUAUGCUUGGGGCGCCAAUUCAUAUGGCCAGUUAGGUACUGGGAAUAAAAGUAACGCGUCUUACCCUACAACAGUUGUUGUGGAUAAGGACAGAGUUAUAGAGAUUGCAGCCUGUCACUCUGCUCACACGUCGGCUGCCAAGACCCAGAGCGGCCAGGUGUACAUGUGGGGCCAAUGCCGUGGGCAGUCAGUGAUCCUUCCCCACCUCACUCACUUUGCCUGCACUGACGAUGUGUUUGCUUGCUUUGCUACCCCUGCCGUUAUGUGGCGUCUUCUGUCAGUAGAGCCUGAUGACCAUCUAACAGUAGCCCAGUCACUAAAGAAGGAAUUUGACAACCCUGAAACUGCAGACCUGAAGUUUCUAGUGGAUGGAAAAUACAUUCAUGUUCAUAAGGUUCUUCUCAAAAUUAGGUGUGAACAUUUUCGUUCCAUACUGAAUAAUGACGAUGAAAUUAUAGAAAUGAGUGAAUUUUCUUAUCCUGUUUACCGAGCCUUCCUGGAAUACCUGUAUACAGACAACAUUAGGCUCCCUCCUGAAGAUGCAAUAGGACUUCUAGAUUUGGCAACACUGUAUAGAGAAAACAGAUUGAAAAAGCUUUGCCAGCAAACGAUCAAACAAGGCAUUUCUGAAGAGAAUGCCAUUGCUCUUCUUUCCGCCGCUGUCAAAUAUGAAGCUCAGGACUUGGAAGAAUUUUGCUUCAGAUUUUGCAUAAACCAUUUAACUGUUGUUACACAAACUCAAGGCUUUGCAGAAAUGGACCACGACCUCCUGAAAAACUUCAUUAGCAAAGCAAGCAGAGUGGGGGCAUUCCGAAAUUGACGUCUGACUACCACCAAGCUGAAGAGCA
Molecule: messenger RNA, 1744 nt
Organism: Balearica regulorum gibbericeps (East African grey crowned-crane)
Lineage: Eukaryota; Metazoa; Chordata; Aves; Gruiformes; Gruidae
Product: RCC1 and BTB domain-containing protein 2
Molecular function (GO): protein binding
Source: RefSeq, a predicted model, not a curated record